Molecule: messenger RNA, 591 nt
Organism: Papaver somniferum (opium poppy)
Lineage: Eukaryota; Viridiplantae; Streptophyta; Magnoliopsida; Ranunculales; Papaveraceae
Exons: 2
Coding region: 1-591 (196 amino acids)
Source: RefSeq, a predicted model, not a curated record
AUGAGCGACGAGUGGAAAAAAACUUUUAAAACUCGUGAAGCAUUGUAUGAGUGUCGUAAUGAAGAGGAACUUCUCUUUUAUCUUUCUCAAGUAUUUCAAGAUCUUGUUGAUAAUGCACUCUAUUUGAACCUUAAAAAGUGUACCUUCCUUUCAACUUCAGUCACUUUUUUAGGUUAUGUUAUUUCUGAUCAAGGAAUUUCAGGGGAUGACUCAAAGAUUGAAGCCAUAUCUGAGUGGACUACUCCAACAUGUAGUAAAUAUGUUAGAAGUUUUCAUGUCUUGGCAUCUUUCUAUAAGCGUUUUAUUCGCAACUUUAGCUCUAUAGCUGCUGGAGUAACUGAUUGUUUGAAACAAGAAAAAUUUGUUUGGACUGAGGAAGCAGUUAAAAGUUUUAAUAUUCUUAAGGAAAAGUUAUGUAGUGCACCAGUUCUUGCAAUGCCAAACUUUACUAAACCUUUUGAAGUUGAUUGUGAUACGUCCAUGAUCGGGAUUGGAGCUGUAUUGUCUCAAAGUGGUCAUCCAGUUGCCUUUCAUAGUGAAAAGAAUUCAGAAGCUAAAAAAAAGUGGUCAACUUAUGAGCUUGAAUUAUAA